UGAUGGCCACCUGGUUUUGCUCUUGCAAUGAAGAAAGGUUCUGAACACAAGCUCCCGAAAGCAAAGAUGCUGCAGUCGUCCCAUUUCCCUGGGUCAUCAUCUCUUACGUCCAAUAUGCGAUCUAGGUCACUUUCACCUUUAAUUGGAUCUGAGACUCCACCUUUUGGUGCCCCGGCUUUGCUUACAGAUGAAAACACCAUGCUUUUGGAGUCCCAGCCCCAUAAAGGAGCUGAUUCAUAUGUAGGAGUUCGGUAUAUUACAGAGGCCCUCAUCAAGAAACUCACUAAACACGACAAUUUGGCCUUGGUAAAAUCUCUGAACCUUUCACUUUCUAAAGAUGGCGGCAAGAAGUUUAGGUACAUUGAAAAUUUGGAAAAGUGUGUUAAACUUGAAGUACUAAAUCUCAGCUACAAUCUAAUAGCAAAGAUUGAGAAAGUGGACAAGCUGUUACGAUUACGUGAACUCAACCUAUCGUAUAACAAAAUCAGUAAAAUUGAAGGGCUUGAAAACAUGUGUAACCUGCAAAAGCUAAACCUAGCAGGGAAUGAAAUCGAGCAUAUUCCAGUGUGGUUUGCAAAGAAGUUGAAAUCUUUGCGAGUUCUCAAUCUGAAAGGCAAUAAGAUAUCAUCGCUCCAGGAUGUCAGCAAGUUGAAGCCGCUUCAGGAUUUGACUUCUCUAAUCCUCAGUGAAAAUCCACUUGUGGCCCUUCCUCAUUACCUCCAGUUUACCGUUUUCCAUCUCCGGUCCCUGGAAAGUUUGGAAGGUCAGCCAGUAACCACUCAGGAUAGACAGGAGGCUUUCGAGAGAUUCAGUUUAGAUGAGGUAGAAAGACUGGAAAAAGACCUGGAAAAGAAGAUGGUAGAAACAGAAGAGCUUAAGAACAAACAAAAAAAGUUUCUUGAGGAAAUAAAAAAUCAAGACAAACUAAACAAGUCAUUAAAAGAAGAGGCCAUGUUACAAAAACAGAGCUGUGAGGAGCUGGAAAUCGACCUCAACACAAAAACGGAAUUGCUAAAGCAGAAAACGAUGGCACUAACGCGAGCAUGUCAGAAGCAGUAUGAGCUGGAGCAGGAGCUGGCCUUCUACAAGAUUGAUGCUAAGUUUGAGCCGUUAAAUUAUUACCCAUCAGAGUAUGCUGAAAUUGACAAAUCCCCAGAUGAAAGCCCUUACAUUGGCAAAUCCAGAUACAAGAGAAAUAUGUUUGCCACCAAGACUUACAUUGUCAGCGAUGCCCAGGUAGUUGAGAUCAAGAGGAUGAUGCCAGAAGACGGACAGCUUAGACAUGAGUGCACGCCCCUGAGAGACCAUGCGCCACCGGAUGUACAACUAGAAGACACAGAAAAAAAAAUAAGUGCAGCACAAAUUCGACUGUCAGAACUACAUCGUGAAAUAGAAACAGCAGAACAGAAAAUAUUACAGGCUACUCAAGAGUUUAAGCAACUGGAAGAAGCUAUACAACAAAAAAAGAUUUCAGAAGCAGAGAAAGACCUUCUUCUCAAGCAGUUGAGUGGUAGAAUACAACUUCUAAACAAAUUACGCCAGGAAGCUCUGGAUCUAGAAAUGCAGAUGGAAAAGCAAAGAAAAGGAAUUGCUGAAAAGCAUGAGGAGAUCAACAGCCUGCAGCUAGCCACAGACAGCCUGGAUUCCAAAGAGCCAACACAUUCCCAUAUGAAAGCCCAGACGAGGGGUAAAGAACAACAGCUAGACAUUAUGAACAAGCAGUACACACAGCUGGAAAGCCGCCUGGAUGAGAUACUCUCUAGAAUUGCUAAAGAGACCGAGGACAUCAAAGACCUUGAACAGCAGCUUACCGAUGGCCAGAUAGCAGCGAACGAAGCUCUGAAGAAGGAUUUGGAAGGUGUCAUCAGUGGACUGCAAGAGUACCUGGGGACCAUCAAAGGCCAGGCAGCUCAGGCCCAGAGUGAGUGCAGGAAACUGCAGGAUGAGAAAGAGACAUUGCUGCAGAGACUGACAGAAGUCAAGCAGGAGAGGGAUGAACUUGAAAUAGUUGCCAUAGAUGCAGAAAAUAUGAGGAAGGAGCUUGCAGAGCUAGAAAGUGCCCUCCAGGAACAGCAUGAGGUAAAUGCAUCCCUGCAGCAAGCCCAGGGAGAUCUCAGCGCCUAUGAAGCUGAGCUAGAGACUCAGCUAAAACUAAAAGAUGCUGAAACCAGCCAGCUCAAGCAGGAGUUGGAGAAACUCCGCAGGCUUACUCAGCUAGAGCAAUCGGCACUUCACACAGAACUGGAGAAAGAAAGACAGUCCCUCAGGGAUGCCCUGGGCAAAGCCCAGUCCUCAGAAGAGAAGCAACAGGAGAACAGUGAGCUCCGUGCACAGCUUAAGCAGCUGCAGGAUGACAAUGACCUAUUAAAGCAGCAGCUGAAGGAUUUCCAGAAUCACCUCAACCAUGUGGUUGAUGGUCUGAUUCAUCCAGAGGAAGUAGCAGCUCGUGUAGACGAGCUGAGGAGAAAGUUGAAACUAGGAGCUGGGGAAAUGAGAAUCCAUAGUCCUUCAGACAUCUUAGGGAAAAGUCUUGCUGAUCUGCAGAAACAGUUCAGUGAAAUCCUUGCACGAUCCCAGUGGGAAAAAGAGGAAGCACAAGGCAGAGAGAGGAAGCUCCAUGAAGAAAUGGCUCUCCAGCAAGAGACACUGGCAAGUGGACAAGAGGAGUUCAAGCAGGCCUGUGAAAGAGCACUUGAAGCCAGAAUUAAGUUUGAUAAAAGGCAGCAUAAUGCAAGAAUCCAGCAAUUAGAAAAUGAAAUUCACUAUUUGCAAGAGAACCUAAAAAGUAUGGAAGAAAUCCAAGGCCUUACAGACCUCCAGCUUCAGGAAGCAGACGAAGAGAAGGAAAGAAUUCUGGCUCAACUCCAGGAGUUAGAGAAGAAGAAGAAGCAUGAAGAUGCUAAGUCUCAGGAGCAGUUUCUUGGUUUGGAUAAAGAACUGAAGAGUCUGAAGAAAGCUGUGGCUGCUUCUGAUAAACUAGCUGCAGCUGAGCUCACCAUUGCUAAAGACCAGCUCAAGUCCCUGCAUGGGACAGUUAUGAGAAUUAAUCAGGAGCGAGCAGAGGAGCUACAGGAGGCAGAGAAGUUGAGCAGAAAGGCCACGCAAGCAGCCAGGGACCUGACCCGAGCUGAGGCGGAGAUCGAGCUGCUACAACACCUUCUCAGGGGGAGAGAGGGGCAGUUCCGAAUGGAGAUGGAGAAUGCAGACCUAGGCUCUAAAGGAGCAAACUCACAGCUGCUAGAGAUCGAGGCCCUGAACGAGGCCAUGGCGAAGCAAAGGGCUGAAAUCACAAGGCUUCGGGAUGUGCUGAGCCUCAAAGGGACUGAUAAAAAAGGAGGCAUUGACAGCGUCCUAGAGGAGAUUGCUGAGCUCCGGCAUGAAGUUUCUGCUCAGAACGAGUACAUCAGCAGCAUGGCAGAUCCCUUCAGAGGACAAGGCUGUUGGUAUUUUAUGCCACCACCACCAUCAUCAUCAAAAGUUUCCAGCCAUAGUUCCCAGGCCACCAAGGACUCUGGUUUGGGUCUAAAGUAUACAGCCUCUACUCCUCUUAGAAAACAGCAUCCUGAACAUCAAGAAAAGAAGGACAGCAGUGGACCUCUGCCUUCUUCGGGAUACUGGGUCUAUUCACCCAUCAGACAUAGGCUGCUUAGAGAAGAUGCAGACAGUGGAGGAGAUAGCCAGGAAGAGAGUAGACUGGAUGACCAAGAAGAACCCUUAUUUGUGCCUCCUCCUGGAUAUGUAAUGUAUACUGUGCUUCCUGAUGGUUCUCCUGUACCCCAGGGAAUGGCCCUAUAUGCACCAUCGCCUCCUUUGCCCAACAACAGCCAACCUCUGGCUCCUGGCACUGUGGUUUAUGGCCCACCUCCUGCUGGGGCUCCCAUCAUAUAUGGACCUCCUCCCGCCAACUUUGCUGUUCCCUAUAUCCAUGUGGGUGUGCAGCAUUGUAGCAUCCCAGAGCACCAUAACCUGGAGAAGGAGGUGUCUAGACUGGAAGACAUACUGCAGCACUUAAAACUGAGGCCAAGGGAAGACCGGUGGCUGAAAGCAUCCAGGCAGCAGUCUGAGGAAGAAGCGGAGGAGCUGCAGCACAACAUAGGUGAUCUUCUGCAAGAGAAGAAAGAAUUAGAACAUGAAGUACAAGAAUUGCACAGAACCAUCCAGAAACAUCAACAACGAAAGGACUUCAUUGAUGGAAAUGUUGAGACUCUUAUGACUGAACUGGAAAUGGAGAAAUCUCUCAAACAUCAUGAGGAUAUUGUAGAUGAGAUUGAAUGCAUAGAGAAGACUCUCCUGAGACGCCGCUCGGAGCUCAGGGAAGCCGACCGACUUCUGGCAGAAGCCGAGAGUGAACUUGAGUGCACUAAGGAGAAGACAAAGAAUGCAGUUGAAAAGUUCACUGAUGCCAAGAGAAAUUUGUUACAAACCGAAUCAGAUGCUGAGGCUUUAGAAAAGAGAGCCCAGGAGACUGCACUUAACCUUGUGAAAGCUGAGCAGCAACUAAGAUUACUCCAGGCUGAUGCAGAGGACUUGGAGCAGCACAAAAUCAAACAAGAAGAAAUCUUGAAAGAAAUAAACAAAGUUGUAGCAGCCAAAGAUGCAGACUUCCAGUGUCUAAACCAGAAGAAGGGAAAACUGACAGAAGAGCUUCAGAGUCUGCAGAGAGACAUCGAGACGGCGGAGCACAAUGAGGGUCACCACCUGCAGGUCCUUAAAGAAUCUGAGAGUCUUCUUCAGGCCAAGAAGACUGAGCUAGAAACACUGAGAAGCCAGGUGACAAGCCAGCAGCAGGAGCUGGCUGUCCUAGACACACAGCUGGCGCAAAGAAGGGAGGAGCUGCUUCUCCUCCAGGACAGCCUGGUCCAGGCAAAAGCUGACCUCCAGGAAGCCCUGACACUAGGAGAGACAGAAGUAGCUGAGAAGUGCAGUCACAUUAGGGAAGUAAAAUCACUUCUGGAAGAACUGAGUUUUCAGAAAGGAGAACUGAAUGUCCACAUCAGUGAGAAGAAGAGUCAGCUUGCACUUGUAAAGCAGGAGGUGGAGAAAGAGGAAGGGAAUCUUCAGGCAGUUUUACGGCAGCUAUCCAAACACAAGACUGAACUGAAGAAUGUCGCAGACCUACUGCAGCUUGAAAACAGUGAGCUACAAGGUCUGAAGCUACAGCAUGACCAAAAGGUGACGGAGCUGGAGAAGACUCAGGUGGACCUGCUGGAGGAGAAAAUGGAGCUGGAGAAUUUGCAGCAGAGCGCUCAGCAGCAGAGAAGGGAAAUAGAGUGGCAGAAGCAGCUCCUGGAGAGGGGCCGGCGGGACCUGGAGCGAAUGAGGGCCGAGAGCCAGGCACUGCAGUCCUGCAUUGAAUGCUUGAGUAAAGAAAAGGAAGAUCUCCAGCAGCAGUGUGAGAGCUGGGAGAAGAAGUCUUCCCACGCCAAAAGAGUUUUAGCAGCUGCAGAAGAAAGCAACAAAGCGGAGCAGUCACACUUAGGGAAGCUGGAACUUCAUGUCAGAAAGCUACAGCAGGAGCUGGAGCACCUGAGCCAAGACAAGCUCGCCCUGCACGGCGACAUCUCCACUGUGCAGCAGCAGCUCCAAGAUAAACGGGAAGCUAUAAACUCCCUACAGGAGGAACUAGAUAAUACCCAAGACCAUUUGAACCUAGCGAAGCAGGACCUGCUGCACACCACCAAGUGCCAGAAUGCCCUGCUCAGCGAGCAGGCGCAGCUGCAAAAGGACGUCAGCAAAUGGAUUGCCAGGUUUGAGAGCUGCCAGAAAGAGACGGAGACAAAAGAACAGCAACUCCAGGAGCUUCAGAACGAGAUUAGAGACAGCAAGCUCCAGCUAGACCAGCAGGAAACGAUGUUUCAAAAACUGCAGAAAGAGAGAGAAAGUGAGGAACAGAAGUUGGAGGCUGGUAAAGUGACACUGAAGCAGCAGCAGGAGCAGCUGGAGAAGGAGCUGGCAGACCACAAGAGCAGGCUGGAGCAGCUGCUCGCAGAUGUGUCGGCAGCCGAGGGACGCCUCAGGACCCUGCAGGAAGAGGAGCGGGCCACCGAGAGCCUGGAGAAGACCCUGUCCCAGGCCAAACAGCAGCUUUCAGAACGGGAGCAGCAGCUGGUGGAAAAGUCAAGUGAGCUGCUGGCCCUGCAGAAAGAGGCUGAUGCCAUGAGGGCCGACUUCAGCCUACUACGAAACCAGUUCUUAACAGAAAGGAAAAAGGCGGAGAAGCAGGUGGCUGGCCUGAAGGAAGCACUGAAGAUCCAGCGGAGCCAGCUGGAGAAAAACCUUCUGGAGCAGAAGCAGGAGAACAGCUGCAUGCAGAAGGAGAUGGCCACAAUUGAACUGGUAGCCCAGGACAACCACGAGCGGGCCAGGCGCCUCAUGAAGGAGCUCAGCCAGAUGCAGCACGAGUACCUGGCGCUCAAGAAACAGAUGGCAAGCCAAAAAGAUCUGGAAAGAAGGCAACUGGAAAUCAGUGAUGCAAUGAGGACACUUAAGUCUGAGGUCAAAGAUGAAAUCAGAACCAGUCUGAAGAAUCUCAACCAGUUUCUUCCAGAACUACCAGCAGAUCUAGCAGCUGUUUUGGAAAGAAAUGAAAACUUAGGAGAGCUGGAAAGCUUGAAAGAGAACUUACCAUUCACCACAAGUGAGAGAAUUUUUGAAGAAAAAUCCAACUUUCCCCAAGUUCACAUCAUGGAUGAACACUGGCGUGGAGAAGCACUCCGUGAGAGACUGCGCCACCGUGAAGAUCGACUCAAGGCUCAGCUUCGGCACUGUAUGUCUAAGCAAGCCGAAGUAUUAAUCAAAGGAAAGCGGCAGACAGAGGGCACCUUACACAGCCUGAGGAGACAAGUCGAUGCUUUAGGAGAACUGGUCACUAGUACCUCUGUAGACUCAAUGUCAUCACCAAGUUUGUCUCAUCUGGAAUCUUCCCUUAUGGAGGACUUGCAACUUGGACAAAGUCAGAGCUCCUUCCAAGUUCUACAAGGUCCAUCAGAAGCAAACAGUUAUCACCACUGAGUUUCCUGCUCACAGGAAAAGAAGCUCCAGCUGUGUAAACAUAGAGGAAAUAGCUACUCUCCUACCUCACUGACUUCCUAGUUGGAAUGUCAAUGUUAUUAUCAAGAUCCUGUGAAUGAAGACUGAAAUGUACUGCAGUUUGUACCGUUUACAGUGAGGUUUCUGUACUUCACAUGAACAUGUGGGACUACACGUGUUAUCUCUAACCCAGGAAGUAAGGGGCUGUUUUGACUUUUGUCCUCCAAUCUUGGAGUAUUUUUAUAAAGCCAGUGAAAUUUUAACCACAGUGAGUCCAUAACUGGUAUUGUUACCAUGAAAAAGAAUAUACUAAAAGCCCCCCUAGGUUUAGUAAGUUUUUAGAUUCUGAUCAAAAGUCUAUUUUUAAUAUGAAAAUAAAAGGUACAGUCAACUUGGGUCUGUAAUCUGACUUUACAUUUCACAGGACAUCCUUCAGUAAGCCAUCAGGUUACCUUUACUCCCAGACAAUGACAAUCUUCCAGCUGUUUCUUCCCAUUUCUUUAACCCGGUCUACUUAGCAACUGAGUGCUUCUUUCUUCAGAAGUAUCUAUUAAAAACCAUUAGACUUAGGUUGCUUUUCCUUAGCCUACUAAAAUAGUAAUUCUUUGGUGGGAAACGUCAAGACUAUACUCUGGAGACCCAGCUCUGAUGGUAAGUGUGUGUUACAGUAAACCUUUAAGCACUCUGACAGCUCAACUGACUGAUCCAUCUCUUUAGAAACAAGCAGCUGUCACAGCUGUGUGGCUCUUAACAAUUCUAAUGAUGGUGUUGACUAGACAGCCUUUUGAGCCACAAUCAACAUUGUACCAUGUCUGCACAGCACAGCCCAACAGCCCCUCACCGUAAGGGUUAUAUUCUCAUAAAGCUAUCUGGCUGGAGUUGAACCACUAACAUACAGGAUAUGCAUAAUUACAAGAGACAAGGGAAGUCACACCACUUACUGCACAUUACCUAGAAGGCAUGUAUGUACCUCCACCAUGAGACUUGUCUUUUGUAUUCCUAUUUUUUCACUUCACAUUUU
Acomys russatus (golden spiny mouse) is the source of this 8050-nucleotide messenger RNA. It is a transcript of the gene Cntrl, whose product is annotated as centriolin. The transcript has 43 exons. Lineage: Eukaryota; Metazoa; Chordata; Mammalia; Rodentia; Muridae. The record is from RefSeq and is a predicted model, not a curated record. The coding region runs from base 28 to 7011 and encodes 2327 amino acids. Gene Ontology annotation, molecular function: protein binding.